This is a messenger RNA of Cladocopium goreaui, 1260 nucleotides long. Lineage: Eukaryota; Dinophyceae; Suessiales; Symbiodiniaceae. The record is from the annotation of a GenBank genome assembly.
GUAACCGAAUCCAAUCGAUUUCGGGGUUUGCUGAUGGAUCGCCUGUCGAUUUCGGUGACCGAUAUUGCUGCAGAGGUCAUUGGCGUUUUAGAACUGGAUGGGAACUGUCGAGUGAGCACACUUCGACAACGAUUGCAUGAGAGUAGCAAUGUUCCACUCUAUGAUCAGCAUCUCAUUUAUGGAAGCAAGGUCUUGACCGACGACCUUCUUCUGAGCUCUUUGACCAACGAGAGGGAAAUUCAGAUCACACUGGUCCGAGCGGCCAAGCCCUGUGCUUUGACUGCUGGUUCAGAUGGCAACUUUAUGCUCUGGGACUUGGGAACUGGUCAGUGCUGCCGCUAUCUUCCUAUUAGCACAACUGUGGUGUGCUUGGCAGUGGACUGGAUUGCGAGGAUCGUGUUGAGUGGUCACACGGACUCCUACUUCAGGCUUUGGGACUUGGACCGUGGGUUCUGCCUUCGCGAAAUGGGACUCUCCACAACCUUUGCCACGCCCAGAUGUGUGGAGUUCGACUGGAAGAUGAAGGUUGCUGUCAGUACCUCCUCAGCCUUUGGAUGUUGCAUGAUUGGACUUCCUGCACCUCCUUUGGGCUUGUGGGAUUUGGCGGCAGGAAGAUUCAUCCAAGGUUUCUUCCCAGCAAGUGGAAAUUCCAGAUGUCUCUCUGCCCAUUGGGACACGUGCCAAGUGCUGGUGGCUGGAGACUCUCUGGAGCUCUUUGAUAUUGACCUUGGUGAGCAAAAGUGGGCUGUGAAGCCUGAUGGUCACGUGCAGGUCGUGGCCGUGGACUGGGCCGCUGGCGUUGCGAUCAGCGGUGGCGAUGGCGGCACGCUGCAGGUCUGGACUUUAGAGUCCCAGAGCUGUGUCCAGGAGUUGCUACAGCCCGGGCAGAUGCAGAAGCUUCAGAUGGACUGGUCACGAGGCUUCUGCUUGGCCGCAGGUUUGCGAGCAGGGUCUGGUCUCUGCUGCUGGAAGUGGGACCUCAAGGAGUGGCGUUGCCUCACCGAAACCUUGGUCUGCUGUGAAGCUUCGCGAUGCGUGGCGUUGGACGUGUCAAGGCUUACUUGUCUUUAUGCGGAGUCACCAGCCGAGGCUGAUGAUGAGGGGGAUAGCUUGAAGGUGUAUGACCUUGUCAGGGGCCUUGAAGUUGUAGAGCUAACAGGUCAUCCUGACCACGUGAUGUGUGGUUCCAUGUCAUGAUCUGAUACCUGGCUGGUGAUUUCAAGUAUCUAUAUAUCUAUAUGGAGGGCUAUUUAUUUCUGG